CAAGGCGAUGACAUGUCAGUGAUGGCAUAUGUAGCAGAGCUGCAGGCUUUGUGGGCAGAGCAGGAUAACUGUGAUCCUCUGGAACUCUAUGAUGCGGCGUGCAUCGAGUCAGGGCGCAAGUGGAUUGCACGCAGGCGUGUGCUGAAACUGUUGGAAGGCCUCAGAGGUUGCUUUCAUGGCAGGGGGGCUUCCCUGUUGCACCAACCUCUCCUGCCAACUAUUGAGGAGACUAUUGCAGCAAUGUCUCAAGAGGAGGUGAGGCUAUCUCUUGAGCAUGCAAACGUGAAGUUUGUGCCGGCUUCGACAUUUGCAGUCACUGAGCGCAUGGAGUGGGGAGAUCCCAACAAAUGUCAUAUUUGUGGGGAGGUAGGUCAUUGGAAGAGGGAAUGUCCAACUCGUGGUAGAGGCAGGGGAUACAACAGAGGGGGCACUGGCAGAGGCAGGUAUGCUCGAGGCAGAGGUGGAUACCCAUGGAACUCAGGGGGUCAACUUUCUAGGGGCAGAGGUGGCUACUCAGGAAACUCAGGGGGCAUGGCGCAUAUGGUAGUUGAAGAGGACAUUGGGACGUCACAGGGCAAGGGAGUUGAUGAGGCUGCCUAUGGAGACUUUGCUCACUGGGCCUCCACUGAUGAAGGAGCGACAGACGAGCCAGACGGUUGGGACUGGCACCAGGCGUAGGGGGAGCAACAAGGCAAUGAGGCAAGAGUGCAAGGGGAGCAGCAAGGCAAUGAGGCAAGAGUGCAGGGGGAGCAGCAAGAUAGUGAGACGAGCUCAUCUGACACAGUGGAGCUGCCCAUUGCAUUGCGAAAGGCUACACGUGAAGCGGCAAGAAAGGGUGAAGUAGCAAGGAAGGCUCUACCGAAGGAUGAUGCU
This is a messenger RNA of Hordeum vulgare subsp. vulgare (domesticated barley), 873 nucleotides long. RefSeq lists its product as uncharacterized. The record is from RefSeq and is a predicted model, not a curated record. The transcript has 2 exons. Bases 13 to 678 code for a protein of 221 amino acids. NCBI's taxonomy places the organism in Eukaryota, Viridiplantae, Streptophyta, Magnoliopsida, Poales, Poaceae. Gene Ontology annotation, molecular function: zinc ion binding; nucleic acid binding.